Ochotona curzoniae (black-lipped pika) is the source of this 1191-nucleotide messenger RNA. It is a transcript of the gene CUNH11orf96, whose product is annotated as chromosome unknown C11orf96 homolog. The transcript has a single exon. Lineage: Eukaryota; Metazoa; Chordata; Mammalia; Lagomorpha; Ochotonidae. Bases 269 to 640 code for a protein of 123 amino acids. The record is from RefSeq and is a predicted model, not a curated record.
GGGCAGACGGCGGCAGCAGCGGUGGCAAGCGCAACGGAGCAGCGCCCCCCCAGGAGCCUCGCGUCCCCCGACGGGUCUGCACCCCUCCACUCCCCCAGCCCCAGGAGCGCUGGCCCGGGCCCACGAGGGCCGCUGCCACCCCGCAGCAGAUUUGGAUCCUCCGCCCUGCGAGCCCCAGGCUGCUGCCUCCCGGGGGGUCCCGGCGCAGCGGCCGCCCCCGGAGAGCCCCGGCAACCCGCCACCAGGCUCCGCAGACGCCAGCGGCGCCAUGGCGGCCACCAAGCCCAGCGAGCUGAUGGGCGUCUGCUCCAGCUACCAGGCAGUGAUGCCGCACUUCGUGUGCCUGGCCGAUGAGUUCCCGCAGCCCGUGCGGCCGGCCAAGCUGGGCAAAGGCAAGGGCCGGUUGCGGCGGCCGCGCCAGUCCCGUUUCAAGACGCAGCCGGUGACCUUCGACGAGAUCCAGGAGGUGGAGGAGGAAGGAGUGUCCCCCAUGGAGGAGGAGAAGGCCAAGAAGUCGUUCCUGCAGAGCCUGGAGUGCCUGCGCCGCAGCACACAGAGCCUGUCGCUGCAGCGGGAGCAGUUGAACAGCUGCAAACUGAGGAACAGCCUGGACUCCAGCGACUCUGACUCGGCCCUGUGAGGCAGCCCACCGGCUGGUACCCAGUGGACCCCCGAAGCGCCCCGGACCACCAGGGACUGCCGCGCCCCACGCGCACGCACGCCAGCUUGAACUCCCGCUCGGCCACCAACUGGUCGGUGCGCUUGCUCCAGGUCCCCGGGCGGGCUCCGGGGCGCCAAGGAGAAGGGACUGGGGCUGGGGGCUGGGGUGUGAGGGUGCGGCUGCUUUCUUUGCCCUUGUAAAUGUUUAUUUUUUAACUCUUCCCAGUACGGACUCUGCCGAGUGUGCGUGCCGCCCGGAACAUGGUCCGCUGGUUUGCACACCGCCCCCAUCCGCGGGUUCCCAGCGCACGCUCGUGCACACUCACGCGACGCACACUCUCGCCGAACACUUUUCUAACUGUCGGGCGCGGCCGAUGGGACUUGGGAUGGAGGGGGGCGCAGCGCAGCGGUGGCUUGAGACCGGAGGAUUGAUAUUUAUUUUUGCAUUGCGAUGGCUGAAGGCGUUUAUUUAACAAUCUUUUUACUUGGAUUAUGUGCGAGGCUCCUGACCGGAGACAAAUAAAGUCAAUA